UCUGUCUGUUCAAAAGGGUUACCAAUAUUUCUUUGAUCUUUCCGCGAUUUAUAGGAACCAGGGGGUUGUUUAGUCAAAAACUUUAUAAUUGAUUAAGAUAAAUUCGAGAAAUUAAUUUAUUUCCUUAAUUAGUUUAAUUACUUUGAUUUAGUACCAUAAGUAAGAAAAAGAAAUAAUAUUUAAUAAUAAUUACCCCCGUGAUGUCAAUCGUCGAUUCCGCUCAGGUGCCACAGAAAACAAAUAUGACAGUUUUACUGACUUUGUUUUGGCCGCUCGCACGUACUAUACCAAUCAAAAGCUUGAUUCUGUGAAAAACCAAUCCAAGACUUUCGCGGCCUGGACAUGCCAACGAAGAAACAUGUUAACGAAGGCCAUUUUGGUUUUAAAAAUGGUCAUGUGUGGUCAGUGUUGUGAGGUUUGUAGGCCUGUUUGACCUUUUUAUCUUCUGAAAGCUUUAUAUUUUUAAAAUAUUUGUUUCCUGUUUGUUUUUAAUGUUAACCUAAAUAUAUUGUCACGAUUUUUGGCCACGUAUAGUUCUUAAACGUACUAUUUUUAGGAUUUUUGGCUAGGAACGAAGAUUUUUUAAAGGCUGCUAGCCAGCUACAAUCGCGUGCAAAAAUGUUUUGGAAAAACUGUAUCCCCCCUCCCCCCCAAGUUCAAUGUUGACUGUUUUGACAACAGUGCCUUUACAAGACCUGACACUAGCGAUCAAAACAACAAAUUCAACACUGAAUUUGGGGGAGGGAGACUGUUAUGCUAAAAGAAGUCUAAAAACUUAAAAAUCAGAGAGUUUUCCAAAUAUUUUUGCACACGAUUGUCUGAAUUUCAAAGAAAAAAAAUGAAAAGGGUUACCUAGCAUAUUUGCAUAUAUUUUUUUAGAAAAACAGAGUUUGUGCGGAUAAGACCUACUUUAUGAGCCUUAGACCAUGUGGCUAGCUAAAUUUCAUGACUGCCAUUUUGUUUUUAGCCAAUAUGUACUCCGUGUGUGUUUACACGACAUCAAAACAAAAAAAGGCGGGAAAAUUCAAACUUUGAGUUCAUCAAUCACAGACCAUGUGGCCAGCUACAUUUCAUGACUAGCAUAAUGGAUUUUAAGGCAGCAUUUAAUUUUCACCAUAUAGAAAAAAGGGGACAACCGUUCAAAGGCAACAUGAAUUUAUCAGACAGCGAAGACUUCCAAACGCAAAAAGUAUACCCAAAUUGCCGACAAUAUUUUCUAACAUAAAGCAAAGCCGAUCUAGCCAAAUUUCCUACACGAGACAGUUUUUGCGAUGCACUGAUAUCCUCAUUCAACGGAUCAGGAAAGGUAACUACUCAAUACUGGGCAUGUUGUCGUGAAGAACAUGAAAACACUUCAGGGUAUCACUAUCAUGCAUGUGUAAAACUGUCCGGCCCAAAGCGUUGGGAUCCUGUAAAAAAGCGAUUCUUCGAGAACUAUGGGAUCCAAGUACACUUUUCUGAGUCCCACGAAAACUACUACUCGGCUUACAAAUACGUCUGCAAAAAGGAUCUUGAAGUUUUGACGAGUCCUGCUCAUCCUGACUUACAGGAAGUUGGAUCUCCGGUUACUAAAAAAUGUAUGAGUGCGUACCGUGAAAAUUGUCGUAAACAUAAAUUACAACAAAUCAAACAAAAUUCUCAUAUAGACCAAAUGACAUAAACAAAACAAACAGAAAACAAGACACAGGUCGACCCAAAAAAACGACUGUCCAACUCAGAUGUGUCAAAGCUUAUUGUUAAAAACGAAAUAAGGAGCGAAGAGGAUUUGUUCAUCAUAGCCACCGAACAAUAGGAAGCAGGGAAAGAAGACCUCUACAACUUUCUAAUUAACCGUUCCCCAAAAUCACGAGCAGACCUACUUGUUACAACCUGGAAAUGCGGGAUGCCAAACCAUCAGCAAAGCGCCGCAACACACCACGCACGGAUAUAAUCUGCGAGGCCGCGGCUGCGGAUUGUGUCGACUUUUGUGAUGGCCGGUGGCUGCAAUGUGCGCUAGAAGUGCUGAGGUUCAAUGGCUUGCAUCUGAUAGUUUUCUCCGAAGCACUGCGUGAUCUCCUAGUCAAUGGCAGAGAAAAGCACCGAAACAUAUUCAUCACAGAGCCUGCUGACUGCGCCAAAACAUUCUUGUUGGAUCCCUUGCAAAAGAUCUUCCGCACCUUCUCAAACCCGUCAGACAACAAAUAUUCCUGGCUCGGUGUGGAAAAGGCCAAGGUCAUCUUCUUAAACGAUUUCCAUUGGAGUAGUGAGUCAAUCGCUUGGAAAGAACUACUGCUUCUUCUUGAAGGCCAGACCGUACACAUACCCACACCAAAGAACAAUUAUACUCGCGACCUGUGUAUUGAUGGAGACAUACCCGUUUUUGCUACUGGAAAAAACGAGAUAAAGUAUGUUAGCAACCGAUGAUAUCGAGAACGAAACGUUGUGUUUAAUACAGCCCGUUCAUUAGAAAUUGCACAACAGAAUUUAUUUUUAUAUCGUGGAAUUUAGAAGUAAAUACACCGCAAGUAAAUAAUAUACGUCUCUCUUAUAUCUAGUAUAUACAGCAACUACUUGUCUAACAGAUGUGUACUUCAUUAUCUUUGUCUUGAUCAAGUUGCACAUCAUACUGAAUUGUAUGAAUCAAGUUACACGAUACAUCUUUCCCGAUUUUUAUGGGAAUGUUCCUAAGAAUAUAAAAGUACUUUGCGCAAUGUCUAAAUAUGUCGAAUAACUGAAAAUAUGUCUGUGUGUGAACUAUUUACAUGUCUAUGUGCUUUAUAUUUUAAUGCUUAUACUUCCAUUCGUGUGGUUAAAUAGGUUAAAUAACUGAAACUAUGUCUGUGUGUGAACUAUAUACAUGUCUAUGUGUUUUAUUUGUUAAGUUCUUAUAGUUUCAUUCGUGUGGUUAAAUAGGUUAAAUAACUGAAACUAUGUCUGUGUGUGAACUAUAUACAUGUCUAUGUGUUUUAUUUGUUAAGUUCUUAUACUUCCAUUCGUGUGGUUAAAUAGGUUAAAAAACUGAAACUAUGUCUGUGUGUGAACUAUAUACAUGUCUAUGUGUUUUAUUUGUUAAGUUCUUAUAGUUUCAUUCGUGUGGUUAAAUAGGUUAAAUAACUGAAACUAUGUCUGUGUGUGAACUAUUUACAUGUCUAUGUGCUUUAUUUGUUAAGUUCUUAUACUUCCAUUCGUGUGGUUAAAUAGGUUAAAUAAAUGAAACUAUGUCUGUGUGUAAACUAUUUACAUGUCUAUGUGCUUAAUAUUUUAAUGCUUAUACUUCCAUUUGUGUGGUUAAAUAGGUUAAUAACUGAAACUAUGUCUGUGUGUAAACUAUUUACAUGUCUAUGUGCUUUAUAUUUUAAUGCUUAUACUUCCAUUCGUGUGGUUAAAUAGGUUAAAUAACUGAAACUAUGUCUGUGUGUGAACUAUUUACAUGUCUAUGUGUUUUAUUUGUUAAGUUCUUAUACUUCCAUUUGUGUGGUUAAAUAGGUUAAAUAACUGAAACUAUGUCUGUGUGUGAACUAUUUACAUGCCUAUGUGCUUUAUAUUUUAAUGCUUAUACUUCCAUUUGUUAGCACGAGGAUAAAUAGGGCUUCAAACCAAAAAGACCUCUCUAACAACUAGCUACAAGCAAGCAGUGACCCCAAAUGUCAUGAAUUAUUCCAUAGAAAAAUGGCUGAUAUAUAGCUAGCUACAUCUCUCUAAAUAACGCGAAUACUGACAUGUUAACAAGAAAACUUGAUUAAUGUAAGCAACUCUUUUGCUCUCAUGUUAUUGCAUUGAUCGCAAAACAAAAAAAUAAUUAACAAUAUAAAAGCAAAUAUGAUGAGGAGUACUGAUCAGCUGCAUAUGCCUUAAAAUGUGCAGACAUUUUCGGAUCAAUUCAGUUUUUCAACACAAAAUCAAGUGUUCGCACGUAAAAAGGCAGCAUGCUAUUUAAAAUUUAAAAAAACAUACUUUUUGGUUGUUAGGUAAACAUUCGUGUUGUAUCUGGGAACCCUGCGUGACCUUAUUAAGUCAUAAAAACACGAAAUCUUUGUCUAAACUACUUUGCCUAUGAACGAACAUACCUUUCUUAGUGAUAGAAGUUAGCUGCACGACAUCGAGCCUCAUACCCCAAAGGUAACAGUAUCUUAUGCUCAGCAUUUUACCAAAAUACAAGAAAAAAUAGCAUAUUGAUUUAGUUGCAGAAACUAUCGUCCCCACCGUGGUUUUUUACUUUUGAUGAUUUACUCGAUUGCAGUGACAAAAAAACUCCAAAAAACACAGGAGAUUUAUUUUAAUUUAUCAAUGUCAAAGAACCUUUCUUUUUUGUGACCAGAACGUUUCUUAAAUGACGUGUUACAAAUACU
Hydractinia symbiolongicarpus is the source of this 4328-nucleotide messenger RNA. RefSeq lists its product as uncharacterized. Lineage: Eukaryota; Metazoa; Cnidaria; Hydrozoa; Anthoathecata; Hydractiniidae. The coding region runs from base 1876 to 2403 and encodes 175 amino acids. The record is from RefSeq and is a predicted model, not a curated record. The transcript is spliced from 2 exons.